This is a messenger RNA of Fraxinus pennsylvanica, 1035 nucleotides long. The record is from the annotation of a GenBank genome assembly. NCBI's taxonomy places the organism in Eukaryota, Viridiplantae, Streptophyta, Magnoliopsida, Lamiales, Oleaceae.
AUGGGCACUUGUGUGCGCACUUCGAGAACAGAAACCCCUCCUCAGACAAAACCAAACAGAACUCAUGUUGAUGACCGUGUGUUUCAAAAUUAUGUUGAAUAUUGUAGACCCAAUUCUGCUGACACUGUUUCUUGCGCCCCUAUUUCAGAGAAAGGAUCGAAUACCCUCCACACGCGUGCACCCACAGUUUCGGAUAAUGGAAAUUUUAAUCAUGAAGAAGAUGUAGAUAAUUUGUGGAAGCUGAUGAAGGAUGAGGCCAGGUCAGAUAUUGAUCAAGAACCCAUAUUGUCAAAUUAUUAUUUCAGUUCAAUUUUGUUGCAUGAUUCUAUGGAAAGUGCUUUGGCUAAUCAUCUGGCCAUGAAAUUGAGCAAUUCUAGCCUGCCCAGUGGAAGCCUUUAUGAUCUUUUCAUAGGUUUGCUCACAGAGAAUCAAGAUAUUAUGAGAGCUGUAAAAGAUGAUUUAAUGGCAGUUAAGGAGAGGGACCCUGCUUGUAUUAGUUAUGUGCACUGUUUCUUGAAUUUCAAAGGAUAUUUAGCUUGCCAGGCUCAUAGGGUAGCACAUAAGUUAUGGUUAAGAGGGAGGAAAAUCCUGGCUCUGCUAAUACAGAACAGGGUUUCUGAGGUGUUCGCGGUGGAUAUUCAUCCGGGGGCGAAAAUUGGUAGUGGGAUUUUAUUUGAUCAUGCUACUGGAGUUGUUAUUGGAGAAACAGCGGUAAUUGGGAAUAAUGUUUCAAUUUUGCAUAAUGUGACAUUGGGUGGCACUGGCAAGGUAUCUGGGGACCGGCACCCAAAAAUCGGAGAUGGGGUAUUGAUUGGGGCAGGUACUUGUGUUUUGGGCAAUGUUAGAAUUGAAGAUGGAGCUAAGAUUGGAGCAGGGUCUGUAGUGCUAAAGCAGGUGCCUGCUAGAACUACGGCUCUAGGGAACCCUGCUAGAUUGAUUGGAGGGAAGGAGAAUCCCAUUAAGCUAGAUAAAUUGCCUAGCUUGACCAUGGACCAUACAUCUCAUAUAUCUGAAUGGUCUGAUUAUGUUAUCUAG